AUGAAUCAAUAGGAAGCCAUAGAAGUUUACAUGGCAAAACAAGGUAAAGCAGUUUAAUCAUAUUUGAUUACCUUGGUUGACGGAACAGGUUCAAUGAGCAAUGAAUAUGAAUCAGCAAUCAAAGCACAUUAGGAUGUUUUUUCAGAUUUAGGCAAUAAAAAGAUGGAUUAUCAAUGGGAAGAGGAUUUAUAUUCUUUCCUUCCUUUUAGAAGUGCAGGAAGUGGAAAUAUUUCAAAUACAUUUAAUGUUAUCUUUCAAAAAUUAUUGAAUGAAGCCUACCCUAAAAAUAUUACUUUUUUAUUUGUAAGUGAUGGAAGAGAGCAUUUUGAAAUGAAUGAAAUAUCAGCAAAAAUUGAAGAAAUUAAAACAAAAUAUUUAAUUUAAUUCAUGUGUGUUGCUGUAGGUGAUUCUUUUCCUGGUUAGAUUAGCAAUCAAUUAAGAGACAAAAUUCACAAUUAAAAUGAAAGCUGUCCUGCUGUCUUUAAAGUAGAAAGAAAACGUUAAUCUUCUGAUGUCUUGUAUUAGGAAUUUAGUAAAAUUUUUAGAGAAGUUAAGGGUUUAUUAAAUGUUCAAGAGAAACAUUUUGAAGUAAAUUAGCCUGUUUAUUAAACAUUGGUAUAACAAUAACCAACAAAAAAUGUAGCACCAAAUGAACCUUUUUUUAGAAGGGUUGAUGAAAAAGCAGAGCCAUUAGUAAUAGAAGAUGAAGUUGUUAAACCAACAGAUAAACCAAGUGAUAUAUCAAAAUUAAUUACUAAUUCUGUGGAAAAGGAACUCAUNUUUAUUUUAUUAUAGGUUUUAAGGGGAAUAGAUUACAUGAUGUAAUUUUUACUUAUUAAAUCAUCAUCAUUUGAAUUGGUUGAAAUCCUUCAAGAAAUUAAGAAUCGUACUAAAUUGAGAUGUACUUAAAGAAAGGAUGUGUUAAAAAAACAUGAUAAGUGUAUAAUAGCUAUGUUCUAUGUUUUUUGUUUUUUUUAAACAAAUUGUUAAUUUCUAAUUAUAUAUUUUUAAUAGAAAUUGCUAAUUAUAUAUUUUUAAUAGAAAUUGUUAAUUAUAUAUUUUUAAUAGAAAUUGCUUUCAUUUUAAUGCAAGUCUUGAUU
Molecule: messenger RNA, 1100 nt
Organism: Paramecium pentaurelia
Lineage: Eukaryota; Ciliophora; Oligohymenophorea; Peniculida; Parameciidae
Source: the annotation of a GenBank genome assembly